Molecule: messenger RNA, 436 nt
Organism: Mastomys coucha (southern multimammate mouse)
Lineage: Eukaryota; Metazoa; Chordata; Mammalia; Rodentia; Muridae
Product: prothymosin alpha-like
Exons: 1
Coding region: 101-436 (111 amino acids)
Biological process (GO): positive regulation of transcription by RNA polymerase II; negative regulation of apoptotic process
Cellular component (GO): nucleus
Molecular function (GO): histone binding
Source: RefSeq, a predicted model, not a curated record
UCCUCGUCCUCCAACGCGGACUCCGGCAGGUCUCUCGCCAGAGUCCUGGAACUCGACUCCUCGGCUCCCUCGCUGCAUCGGACCACCGGCGUGCCCCACCAUGUCAGACGCGGCCGUGGACACCAGCUCCAAGAUCACCACCAAGGACUUGAAGGAGAAGAAGGAAGUUGUGGAGGAGGCAGAGAAUGGAAGAGAUGCACCUGCCAAUGGGAAUGCUCAAAAUGAGGAAAAUGGGGAGCAGGAGGCUGACAAUGAGGUAGAUGAAGAAGAGGAAGAAGGUGGGGAGGAAGAGGAGGAGGAGGAAGAAGGUGACGGUGAGGAAGAGGAUGGAGAUGAAGAUGAGGAACCUGAGGCUCCUACUGGCAAGCGGGUAGCUGAGGGUGAUGAGGAUGAUGAUGUUGACACCAAGAAGCAGAAGACUGACGAGGAAGACUGA